AUGCCACCCUCUCGAGAGACUGUCGAAUUCAAGGCGUGCGAUGGCACCGUGCUGCGAGGGUGGUUCUACCCCCAAGAAAAGCCGGCCCCAUGCAUCAUCAUGACCCAUGGAUUGGCCGGUAUACGCCAUUUCCGUCUCCCCCGGUUCGCGACCCGAUUUCACGAGGCCGGAUACACGGUUCUUCUGUAUGACAACCGCAACUGGGGAGAUAGCGACGGCACUCCCAGACAAGAGUCCAACCCCGCGCUGCAGCAGACCGAUUAUUAUGACGCCUUCAACUAUGCAUUGACAAAGGCCUGCGUCGACCCAAAGCAGAUUGUAUACUGGGGCACCAGCUUUUCCGGGGGCAACGUCAUAUACGCCGCAGCCGUUGACAAGCGUAUCAAAGCCGCUAUUGUUCAGGCGCCGGCUGUGUCUGGAGAGACGAGGUCGGUGGCCUUUGCCGACCAAAUCCCGUUCGUCUUUCAAGACCGAGCUCGAAUUGCAGCUGGAAAACAGCCGCGUCGCGUGCCCGUCAUCGCAUCUAGUCGCGAGGCCGCUGAAGAAGGAUCAGAAAACGUAAUGUUUCCCGGGACACAUGUUUACGACCAGAUCGAGGAGCAAUUGGCGUGUGGUGGUCAAUGGGAAAACUACGUCACGUCGCAAACGCAGCUCCAUAUGCUAGAAUUUGAGGCGCAAGCCAUGAUUCAUCGCAUAUCGCCCACUCCCCUACUCAUGGUUGUCCCCGGCAACGACGUUCUGGUCUCGACUUCGUCGCAGCUGGCGGCGUUUGGAAAGGCGCGGGAGCCGAAGCAGCUGGUAUAUUUGGAAGGCGUGGGCCAUUUUGACAUCUACACGGGCGAUGCUUUCGAUAGAAACAUCGACGCACAGCUUGAUUUUCUACGGCGCCAUCUUACCACGUAG
Metarhizium brunneum ARSEF 3297 is the source of this 903-nucleotide messenger RNA. RefSeq names its product Polyketide transferase af380 (gene af380). Lineage: Eukaryota; Fungi; Ascomycota; Sordariomycetes; Hypocreales; Clavicipitaceae. The record is from RefSeq and is a predicted model, not a curated record.